AUCUAUAUGUUUAUCUCAUGGUUAUGUAUUGACUAAUAUUAGCUUAUAUUAUAUUUAUCCACAUAAUUUAUAAUUAAUUUAUGAAAUCAGCGAAAUUUUACGCUUCUAUUAUAUGCCUUUAAUAUCAGUCAUGGUACAAGAUCAUCUCAACAUUUUCCGUCUAUUUUCGCUUUAAUGCGUAACUGGGACAUACCUAGUAGGACGCCAGGUCGGCGCGGUCAUUCUUUUCAUUUGCUUCCUUUCUUUAGUUUUAUUUUUGAUCGCCUUAAAGACCGAUUCUCUCACGCCUUGCACCUGAAAUACGAUUGCUCAUGCACAUAUACAUACAGAUGUAUAUAUACAUAUACAUAUGUACGUAGCAUACGGAAACAAAUGAGUAAUUGGUUGGAGGUAUAAGAUGAAUUGCAAUCAAUGAAAAUAAAUACCAAUUGAACAAAUUACUUGCCAAAUCUAUUUUAUGUCAUACGUUAACGCGUUUUACCUAUUCUGAAUUUUUCCCCCACACUACUCUUUUCAAUGGCAUCCACGCUAGUUAGUCAGUGUAGUUUUGGCAUUUAGAGUUUGUCCGCGUCCGCUAUUGUGUGUUACCCCGUCUCUAAAUCUAAAAGUUUCUAAUAGAAAAUGAGUAUACUGCUGUUCAAGCGCCAUCUGGAGAAGUCUCAGCUGGUUGCACAAAAUUUCAUCAAAGCCAAUAAUAGUGUACCCUGUUAUGUGAGUAUGCGUGAGAUGCCAGCUCCCAGAAAGAUUGAACGCGUGCACGACCUGGUGGCGCAGUGUGCAAUGCUUUUCACCAUAUACACCUGCGACUGGAUUGCGGAUGAGUAUUUCGCGGAUCACGACAGCGAUUAUCUUGUAAGCUCUCUGUGUUUAUUAUUCUGUGCUUUCGCAUAGAUGUGUCGAAUAAUGGUUAGACACAGAAAAUGUGUAACACUCAAAUAUCUUGCCUGCCACAACCGCAUUAACAAAUUAAAGAAACAUCGAUUGUGCUCCCAUCGUACCGGGUCAUUCGUGCUUUGUUAAUCCCCAUUUGAAGUGUUACGGUGAUAGAUUUAUUGUUGUUGGUAUGAGUGGAUGAAUUCCGAAAGCUUUUAAUUAUUCUCUUUGAAAUUAGUUUUUCGUCCAUUAGAGUUUUGUAAGUUUGUGCAUCUACAUACUCGUCCAUACUUACAUAAACACACAUUCGAUAUAUUUCUGAUUGAAAGCUACAUGUCAAUUCAACUAGUUUGGCUAUUCACAGUGACCAUUGCGUUGCGUCAUUUUCAUGAAACAAAAUGCACUCUUCUGGGUGAGUAUUUGUUGAAUAUGUUGCGGGUGUCUAUAGGUAUAUGCGCUUGCAUUUAUUGCUUAGUUUGCCAUUUGUCAACGGCGGCUGAUACAGUUCCUAAACUAGUCGUGUUAUUGACGUCUUCGAUAGAGUGUCACCGCUUAGGUGUUCUCCCUAUUUCGUUGUAAAUCUGUUAUCACCGGUCUCUCAAGAUUGAUUAUUUUCGGCGACUAGAAAAAAGAGCUGUUAAACGACAGCGAAAUGGUCUCAAGUCAACGCGGUCUUCGUCGGAAAAGACCGCCAUUUACGGCACGAUCUCGUUACGCAAAAGUAUCAAUCGUUGCCGCAAUAAUUUCGAUUUGGUUGUAGAGUGUGAUGUUUUGUUUGAUAAGUUUUUGGGCGAUUGGAUAACGGAUGAGUAUUUUCUUGAUCAUGAUAAUGACUAUCUUUAUUUAUCGUUUGAUUUGACCCCGAGAGAGCGAGUAAAGGCACGCCAAGAAAUUUACGUGAUUGUAAAACUGGUCUGAGGGACUUGCUACAUACAAGUAUGCAAUGCCUGCCAAGAGAUUAUUGCAUUUACCUCGGUCCUGUUUAGAGGUGCGUGAAAACCAAAAUACACAAGUAACCGUUCGAUUUAUGUACUUAACAUCCCUCGGAUCGGUUGAUCAUUUUCACAUUGCACUUGAAACGCAUUUCGCAGUAAUUGAAAAGCACUUUUCGCUCGGUCAGAACAUUUGUAAUAUUCGUCGUUAAGUUCAGGCACGUUAAGAAUUCGAGCGGAGGCGCACCCAGUCUUCGCUAUUUCGUGUUGAGUAAUCAUUAAUUUUUGUGUUUUUUUUUAAGCAAUUAAAGUGUAAUAUUAUAAAAAAAAUUUUAAUUUUCUAUUGAAUUUGUAUUGUGUGUUAAAAUAAGAGUAAAUCAAGGCGAUUUUCGAAAAUAUUAACCACAAGAAGUAUAACAUUGAACGACGUACUUAAAAACCACACUGCACGACCUCAAUUGCAAAAUAAUUUAAGUGCCAACAAAACAAUAAAAUCAAAUUGCUUCAAUACAGACAAAUACCAAUUGCAACGUUGCAAUAAUGUCCAACGAAUUUAGCGAAUUGAUCGCCCUUAAUUGCCCCGAUCUACAUUCGAACAAUGCCAGUAUUGGUGGGGGUGGUGGCGGUGGCCAAGUUCAUAUUAUUGACUCCGAACGCCGUUUGAGCGUAAAACAGAUGACGGCGACGGAAUUCGCUGCCAUACGCGCUGCAGCCUCAGAUGAAAUCCAAGCUGCUCUUGUCAAUGUAUCUGCCAUGCAGUCGGUAUCGGCGCCUGCUACGCCAGCUGCUGUGAACAAACCAGAUUUAUUAGUCAACACUGGCAAAUGUUCAAGUGACAAUGCAACACCUCCCGAGGUGGUGAGCACGAAUAAAUCAGUAGAAGAUAUACUAAAGCUACGAUCUCCACCGAGUGAUGGAAUCAUAAUGGUACCAUCUCAUCUUCCCAGCCCCUAUGAUCACAGCAUGUUGCCUCCAAGAGGGGGAGAUCGGUUAGUACUCUUGGCCGCACCUCUGGAACGUGUAACCUCCUUGCCGAAUAUGUUCGACAAAGGCAUAGAAGAGCAUGCGGCUGACGCAUUGCGUGAUUCUAAAAUGAGAGUGAAUUCACCGAAACCACAAUUGGAGCUUAAUUUAGAUGAUAAUCUAUCGAAAGGUCGCGGUGCGGUUUAUGACGAGAACGAGUCAAGCAAACGUUCCACUUCCAAAUCGUCCACAGAUGAGGAUGAAACCCCACAAAAUCAUCAUAAGAUUUCUGAUUCGAUUGAAUUACUGCGUAUGCAGCGACGCCAGCGUGGUUUAGACACUGCAGCACGUGAAAUAAAACCAGAGCGUUCAAUGUCUCCAGUCAUAUCUGGCGGACCUUCUUUGCUCUCUAUUACAUCGCCGCGUUCACACCACGAACGCAGUCCGGCGCCAGACCGUCUGCACAGUUCGAGUUUGAGCAGCAUUGGCUCGGCACUUUCGGCUUCGGGCAGUGUGUCUGUAUCAGUAAAUACAAGUAGGCGAGGCAGUGCCGUUAGCACAGUUGAAGAAAUGGCAACCACUUUACCAGCGGCGUUACCACCGAUCUCUAAUUUUCCUUUAUCAAAAACUACCUCGACACCGAAUAUGGAGCGUCGCCGAAGUAGUUUGUCCGCAAUCUUUCCAGGACCUUCGCCACUGGUGGCACCUGAGCCUGUCUUGCACACUAAUCCUUUAUUGCCGAAGAACAAUGUGGCUGCUGAGGAAGAAGAGAAACACCAUAUAGAAGAAGAUACUUUCAAGCGAGAUAUACCUGUCGGAAAAAUGAUACAUCGCACUAAAACGCCACCACCAGUCGGUGUCAAAUUAGGUGUAAAUUUGAAAAAGGUUUCGCCGCCAAGGACUCAAAUAGGAAUCAAAAAAAAUGAGGCACCAAUGUUGGGAGUAGUGUUGCGACGUGUUGAAAAGAAACCUGUACAACAAAAAAGCAUUCUUGAUGACGACAAGCCACUCUAUCACUUCUCCAUUGUACGUAGUGAAAAAAAGGAUCAAAAACCGAUAACAGCUGCUCCUAAGCCAAAGCCGAAGCCUGAAAUUGGUAUACAAAAGUCUGCGACCACUGCUGCAGUGCCGCCAAAACCGAAUCCUGGUGGCAUUCUAACAGGUCCACAGGGUAAGACGGGAGUUGGCGCACGCCCUGCACAUCCGGUACAGCGUCCACCCCAGACUCAACGCCCACAACUUGGUGUACCGAUUACUAUUCAGAAGAUCGAAGGCGAUAAAAUUAUUAUUAUUAAGAAAUUUGUUAUCCCAAAGAAUGGUAAAAUUCCGGAGCAGUAUCUCAAGGUUGGUUGGUCGUUUGUGUUGCAUUUGAUUUUGGUUUAUGUGUUGGCAUUUUGAGUUUUGUCGUUCAUGCAGUAUAUCUGUACAUGUUCGUGAUCGUUUCAAGGUCAAUGUUAAGCUGUUUUCUGUGAUGUCACAGUGUUGAAUGUUGCAAGGCAUACAGCGUGUCUUCAGAACAUCCAAUUUACAACACAACAUUUUAAUUAAUUUAUUGGCAAACCGUGGGUAGUCGGGGGGAGAAUUUAUACAUAGCAUUGUUGAACAGUGAAAAAUUGUUAGAUGCUAGUAAAUUAGAAGCUAAAUAGCUGUAACCAUAACAUAUCCCUAUAUUUACAGAAUAUAUCUUAAAUAUUAGAAAUUUUUGAGGUUUUUUUUAAUCAAUUUACUUUGACUUUUUCCAAACAAAUGAGUGAAAAUGUUAAGCACUCAUCUGAGGAAACCAAUUCUGAAUCAAAAACAAUAACAUCAAGCAAAAUAGAACUUUCAAACGGCAGUGAUGAAACAGUACCGCCAUUAUCCAUUCCUAGAACAGCAACGGUGAAAUCUGUGAUUACUACGUCUCUGCCUGAAACUGAAGGAACCAAAGCUAAUGAUGAUAAACAGCGAGGCGUGACCAAAGCAAUAGAAUCUAAUACCUCUUUUAAAAAGUAUACUUCCAAUCCAAUGGUGCCCACUACGGUCGCCACGUUUGGCGAAGCGCCGUCAAACAUAUCGAAUAACCUAUCGGGGUCACAACAGGCUUAUCAUUUUGUAUCCCCCCAAAUUGCGGCGGUCUUAUCUUCAAGUAAGACCGAAACUAGGACUGGUUUGUGUUCGCCAGUUUCUUCUCCUCUAAGUGGUCGAAAGAGCCGGCCGUUAGUGAUUUCGAGUCCUAAAUCAACCCCGCCAGUAGCACGUAAAAAUCACCAUUUGUCAUAUAAUACAGUUACUGGUACUAUAUCAUCACCAAUCCCUAUACCUGCGGUACCACCGCAUAUGAUGUCGGCUAUGGGGUCCAGUCCGGCAUCAUCAUUAUCACUAUCUUCGUCGACAUCAUCACCAUCGUCAUCGCCGCCUCCGCCUGUGCCUGUGCGAGCACCCAAAUACAGUUCCAGUGCGAACGGGCAAAGAUCUUUACAACCGAGUCAAAAAGAUGGUACUAACUCAUAUAAAACAGGUUCAACUCAUGGGCGCGGUUACAAGCCGCUAAGGGGUUCGCCUCGUAGUCAAAUGGACUUGACACAUCCAAAAAACGAGGAUAGCAAAGUUGGUAAUGCCAUCUUGCGUUUACCAGAACUAACCUCCAUCUCGGCCAAGCAUGGAAUGGAGAUUGACUUAGAUAAAUUGGUUGCGCAGCAGAAGGAGCUGGAGAAGCAAACAGCGGCUGUUAAAUUGGAUGCAAAUAUUUAUGAUGCGGAAAUCGAAAUGAUGAAUCAAUAUUUGAAAAGCCUACCUGACUACACUGAAUUGGACAAAAAGUUGCAUAAGGAGUUUCAGGAGUGUGAGGACUUGUAUGACCGUUUGAAGCGUCGUCAGGCGCCAUUUUCAAAUUUGAAUUCCCGCAAAAGUGUUAUAUUACCCGCGGCAAUUAAUUCACAGACGACAAGCCGUCCAAAUGUAUCUGUUCAUAGCUUGGCGAAAUCAUCAUCCACAAAUCUCGGCAAUCCUCAUACUUCAGUGGAGCAUCCACAAUCAACCAUCGGCGCGAACCGCUCUCGCUUGGCAUACCCUUCCAUAUUUUCCUCAGUCGGACAGCAACAUCAUGCUCCGAAAUUGCAACGUAGCAUUUCGAGUAACAAUAUGCCAUAUUCGAACUCGCCGCAAUAUGGCUGCGUUCAGGGAAUUAUAACACCGCAGUGCACCCAAUUGUCAACGGAUCAGAAAAACUCAACGACCAACGGAUCCAAUCUUUCACUCAACAAGCAAUUAAUGAACGAUUUUUGGACAGAAAAUCUAAUGUCCUCACAGAAACGUCAAACACCGAAACGGUCAAUAUGGAACUACGAGAAAAUUUGCGCACCUACUGUAAACACAGUAGGCGCUGCAGGAGCACCACUUAAAGUCGAUGCCCAGACAGCUAAGAAACUGGCCAUAUUCGAUCCGACAGUGGCCGAAGCGGCCCAAAAGGAACUCCAUAAGCCAAAUAAACUACAGAAGAAUGCAUCUCUAUCACAUUUGGAUAUGAAAGUGCGUCAAGCCAUUACUAAAGAAGAACUGUAUAAACUUAUCUGUAAUGAAAAUUCACUCACUGUCCCACUGACGCCUACAAAUUUCGUCAGCAAGCUACCUGUAAAAAUAAAUGCUCAACCAUCAUCAUCACAGGGGCAUCAUCAUCAGGAGCAGCCUGAGCAACAACAAUAUUCAGAGUUGGUGCCCUUGAAUAAAAGCGUUUCACUGUCCCAUGUUCCCUCCGGGCCGAUCUCAAUACAAACCAAUUUCGACAAUGCCAUGUCACACACACAAGUUGCUAAAACUGCAGCGAAGAAUCUGGUACGCUCAACAAGUCGCACACACAUACCGUCCUAUAUGAAACACUUGCCCGCAUUGAGUCGCAGCAAUUCCAACACAGCUAUCUUAAUGCCAACGUCCACAGCAGCGCAAAUGAAGCAGCCAUCCACGUUGAUGAGCAACACGACAACUUCGUCGGCUACACCGAGAACAGGAACAGUGAAUCCCAUGGGUGGUUUACUCAAGAGUGCGUCGAGCUCAAGUGUUUUCGGCAUUGAUGCGACAGCUAAAUAUAGUCCGUUCUAUAUGCAGCGAUCUAUCGUUGAUGACUCAGCCCAAACUACGAUAGCAGCUACGGGGGCUACGCUGCCACAGUUAACAGCCACCGCUGUGUCGCGUGCGCCUGCAUUGACAACUUCUUUGGUGGCUCCAAGUGAGAAACCGAAAUCGGCCCUUAGUGACGAGCUAAUGAUACGUCAAAAGCAAUCGCAAGCAUUGACGCAACUGCAAAAGCAGCAGCAGGAGAGAAAAGAGCAGCCGCAAAUUGAAGUUAAACAACAACGGGAACCCACGCGACCACAAAAGCAAAUUGUCACGCCUUUUUCUAGUGAUGCGGCUAAAUCAUCUGGAUCGGUUAUGGUAUGCGUCAUGAAGACAGCUGAUAGUGGUGUCAUUGUCGCACCAUCCUCAUCUGAUCGCAAAUCGGAAAAGAGCAACAGCACGAUCAGUACGAGUAGUAUAACAACAACAAAUUGCUGCAGUACACAUUUGCCGCAACUAUCGAAAUUUACAUCGUCGUUUCACAUACCAUCCGCGGAGGCGAAGGGCAGCCGUGUGACGCCUACAACAAAGCAAACCCCUCGCAAUGGUGGCUCCACAACUGGCAGCAGUGCAACAGUGUCAAGCGAUGAGCAAGCCUACAAAAUCACCAAGAUGCAAAGCGGUGCCAACUUAGAAUUGACCAAACGUCAAAAGGAUACAGACAAUAAGGUUGAGAAGUGCUUGAACGAAUUGUUGAAAAUUGGCAACAAUAGCAAUAGCAAAAAUGCAUCGAGCAGUUUAGCAGCGGAACUAGUGCAAACAUCCACGCAACCAAGCAAAAUUGCUGUUCCAGCCGUCAUAGGUAAUCAAUUUACUGAAGACCAAGGUAAAAUCAAGAGGAUGCAACAGCAACUACCACAGUUAUCGAAGAAGAGUUUUCCCCUUGGCAAGUCGAGCUCCACCUCGCAAAUACCGCUAGGUGGCUGUAGCUACCAGCACACAAUUUUGCAGUCACAAGUGCAGUCGCAACAACAGAAUGACCAACAACUUAUUCAGCAACAUGACAUUCUACGUCUGAGGAAACCACAGACAUUUCAAGAGGAGCAAGAGGAGCAACAAAUAGUGGCGCCCAUACAACAACACGCCUAUCCGCAACAGAAGCGCCCUUUUUUGAAUUGGAACUCCUUUGCGUGCUCGGCCAUGAGCGGAACCACAGACCCGUUCUGGCAACACCAGCAAACGCAUAAGUUGCAGCACACCGCUUCGGCUUCGAAUGUAGGCAAGAAAUUGCAACAAGCUACCUCUCAACAACAUCUGCAGCAGCAGAAGCAGAUGCCUCUGCCAAAAGCUGCGCCUGGCUUAGCGCCUUCUUUGCAAAAAAACAAUACCAGCAAGGAGAAUAAAUAUACCAAUUUGCAGCAACAACAACAAACACAGUUUAUGACUGGCUUCUCACCUGCACAACCGCCGCAGCAGCAGCUGCCACAGCAGAAACAGCAAACAAAGUACAAUUUCAUGCACACGCAACUUGAUGGGAAUGCCUUGACGCAUUCAGCCUCUUUUAGCGCUGCGCAGAGACCGAGCGGAUUCCAGUUAUUAGGUGGUAAGCAGCAGCCGCCGCCCGGGCAAUACUUCAAUGGGCCAAAGAUGCAGCAACAGCAACAAUCGCAGCCGCCACAAGCGGAGUGCCAAAUAUUCCAGAACUUCGAUUCUUAUUUAUAUCCGAAGCACAGCAACUACUCUCACGGAAAUAUACAGCACAGGCUCUUUCGUCAUCAGCAACAGCAACAGCAGCUACAGACUGGUUGCAGCGGUGGUUUUUCAACGCAGCACAAUACUCAAGUACAACAACAACUGCAACGACAGCCAACAGGCGGUGCUUCGUAUCACGGUGUUGGCUCAGCCAACGCCACUGCUGCUCCACUUCAAGUCAAUCCCCUCACCCAAUCAGCCUCCACUUCGGCCAUGUGCUACGACACUCACCGUCCUCUUGCUCCGAUUCUUGCAUCCGGUGCUGGGCAUCAGCAUCAGCAUCAACUGAUGUUGCAGCAGCAACAAAGUAAUUCAGUUAUUUUAAAUCAAUCACACAAUCAAAUGUCCAAAUCCGCACUAGCACUACACUAUAUCGAGACAGCAAAGCCCGUCAUAAAAGAUGAUGCUGAUGGCCACUUGAUAUAUCACAACGGCGAUAUACUUCAUCACAGAUAUAAGAUUAUGGCUACGCUGGGCGAGGGUACUUUCGGACGGGUCGUGAAGGUCAAGGAUAUGGAGAGGGACUUUUGUAUGGCCUUAAAGAUCAUUAAAAACGUGGAGAAAUAUCGCGAAGCUGCGAAGCUGGAAAUAAACGCUUUGGAAAAGAUCGCUCAAAAAGAUCCGCAUUGCGAACAUUUGUGUGUGAAAAUGAUUGAUUGGUUCGACUACCAUGGCCACAUGUGCAUCGUUUUUGAGAUGUUAGGUUUAAGUGUGUUCGAUUUUUUGCGCGAGAACAACUAUGAACCAUAUCCAUUGGAACAAGUACGGCACAUGGCCUAUCAAUUAUGCUAUUCAGUGAAAUUUUUACAUGACAAUCGCUUAACGCACACUGAUCUCAAACCUGAAAAUAUACUCUUCGUCGAUUCGGAGUAUACGACGCAUUAUAAUCACAAAAUAAAUCGCGAAGUGCGUCGUGUUAAAAACACCGAUGUUCGCCUCAUUGAUUUCGGUUCGGCAACAUUUGAUCAUGAGCAUCAUAGCACAAUUGUUUCAACUCGUCACUAUCGUGCACCGGAGGUUAUUCUUGAGUUAGGCUGGUCGCAGCCCUGUGACGUUUGGUCUAUUGGCUGUAUUCUCUUCGAGUUGUACCUAGGCAUAACCCUCUUCCAAACGCACGACAAUCGGGAGCAUCUAGCGAUGAUGGAGCGCAUCCUUGGACAAAUACCAUAUCGAAUGGCACGCAAAACAAAAACGAAAUACUUUUAUCACGGUAAGUUAGACUGGGAUGAGAAGUCCUCGGCUGGGCGUUAUGUGCGCGAUCAUUGCAAGCCACUAUUCAGAUAUCAAAUGAGUGACACGGAAGAUCACUGCGAACUUUUUGAUCUGAUCAAGAAAAUGUUGGAGUACGAACCAUCUCAGCGGGUAACGUUAGGUGACGCGCUUCGCCAUCCGUUCUUCGAUAAGCUCCCACCGCACCAACGCGUCGGUGAAAUUGGCAAUAUAAAACAGGCGAUUUCUUCGGGCAGCAGCAGCAGCCGUGAACGUUCGCAUAGUUUAUCAAGAUGAGAUUUGGCGCGAUUUGGUUAUUGUUAAUUAAAAUUAGAACUGCAACAGCGAACGACAUAGAAGUAGGAGGAAAAAACAUAUGGACAACCAACCGGCAUCAAACAGAUACAAUGAAUUAAAGAGAAAAGCAAGUAUUGGAAUUAGACGUGUGCCCAGCAUAUAACGGGUGAUGACGACAACAAUGCUGCGCAACGACAACGAUGCCAUAGAAAACAUAGCAUAGGAAAAAGAAAAUCAUCACCACAUUUAGAAGAACACCUAAAAACGAUUGGAUCAGCAUACAAUAAUUUUAUAGUAACACAAGAACAGGCAGCAGAACGGAAGAGGAGAAAGGCAUAAAUAGUUUUAAGAUACAAUACAUACAGUACUAAAUACUAGUAAAUCUACUUUUUGUAAAAUAAUUUUGGAAUUUACGGUAAAGGUGCGAAAAUGUGGUUUCCACACACGCACAAACACACACAUAUAAACAAACAAACAUAUACAUUUUGCGAAAAUGUCUUAUUGAAACCUUUGCGACAAUUAAUUAAUCUAACUUGUAAUUAAUUACAUACGUACUUUGUAUCGCCAUAGAUGCAUUCAUCUAUUCAUCGUGUAUGAUUUUAUAUUCUUACAUACAUAUAUAUUUUGUAUUUUCCACUAAUUUAUAUUUCCGUGAGAGUUUCAAUGAAAUUUGUUAGUUUUUUUAUGUACAAGAUGUGCAAGGCUUUUGUGUGUGCACAAAUGCGAUCGCCCACAAUAAAUGAACGCAAAAAAGCUAAUUAGUAAUUAUAGCCAAUAUUAA
Bactrocera oleae (olive fruit fly) is the source of this 10836-nucleotide messenger RNA. It is a transcript of the gene Doa, whose product is annotated as Darkener of apricot. The record is from RefSeq and is a predicted model, not a curated record. Gene Ontology annotation, cellular component: nucleus. Gene Ontology annotation, molecular function: ATP binding; protein serine/threonine kinase activity. Gene Ontology annotation, biological process: protein phosphorylation; regulation of RNA splicing. NCBI's taxonomy places the organism in Eukaryota, Metazoa, Arthropoda, Insecta, Diptera, Tephritidae.